AGGAAAUGCGCAUGAGCGUCUGUUAUAGUGCCACAGCCUACGUGAUAGUCUGAUAGAAAAGGAGAACACACAGCAAAUUGUGCCAGAGUGAAGUGUGUUCGCUGCAUGAGAUCUCUACUCUGCCGCCACUAACUGAGGGGUCCCGCCGCCUCGUUCUCCGACGAAAGCACGCUCUGCCACGUGGAACGCUAACUAGCGGUGACGUCAUCGCAAGCCCUCUGGUCGCAUAAAUCACUUGCGUCGAGCAUCGAAAACAUGACCUCAGACGUAUCCACGGUCAUUGAAGAUAACGUGGUGAAAACUCGUGCGACCAACGCUGUCGUUCCAGACGUCGACUUUGGAACCUUCUUCAGCGAUGUAUGGCGAAAACAUGCAGAUCAAAAGGCGCUGGCCGAUGUCAGGCUGGACAUGCGGUACACUUUCGGUGAGCUGUUGGACGCCUGCCACCGGGUAGCUGCCGGCCUAGAGAAGUGCGGACUGCGCAAGGGUGACGUGGUUGCAUUCCACUGCGUCAACAGCUGCGAGCUAGUUGUCGCCAUGUGCGGGACAUAUUUUGCUGGUGGCAUCACUUCUUUGAUCAAGACAAGCCUCAACGAAGGAGAAGCUCGUCACCAGUUAAUGGAAUGCCAACCGAAGUUUGUUUUCUUUGAGAUUGAAAACAUGAAGAAAAUUAUGGGUGCUUGCGAAGGCAUUGCUUCGGUGAAGAUGUUCUUUCUCACCACUGGAGCCUGCGAAGGGGCACGGAAUCUAUCGGAACUAAAGCAAACUCCUCUCGGGGACCACGAGACCAACUUGAACAUUAGCGCAGGCACGGUGUUGGCGAUACUGUUCUCCAGUGGCUCUACGGGUCUGCCGAAAGGUGUGGUUCUGACUCACGGGAACCUCAUAAGCCAUGUAGUAGCUCACUGGUACAUGAACGACCCUCCUGUGCUUGAGAAAGGCGACGUUUACCUCGCCGUACCACCGAUCAUGCAUGUCGGUGGAUUCUGGUCAGCUUUUUGCUACCUGGGACUUGGCUGCGAAGUGGUUCUCGUUCACACAUGGGACUUCGAUGUCAUCUUGCCUGCCAUUGAAAAAUACAGGCCUACAAUGUUGGGGCUACUUCCCACAUUCAUCCGGAAGUUGGAUCAGCACCCACUACUGGAGCAGGUGGACACCAGCAGCGUCAAAAAAGUGAUGAUUGGAGGGAGCCCACUGAGUUCAUCUCGGCUGCAAAGCGUCGCCAGGAAGCUCGGUUUGAGAGGAAUCAUACAAAUGUUUGGAAUGACAGAGUUGGCGGGCUGCAUGACAAUGUCGUCGCCACUAGGGCAUGACUUCAAGAGCCUCGGCAAGCCCGUGCCAUUCAUGGAAGUUAAAGUUGUUGAUAUGCUCACCAGAAAGCCUCUGGGACCUGAGGAGAGAGGAGAAAUUUGCAUCAAAGGCCCCUGUACUUUUCUGGGCUACCUGAACAAACCGAAAGAAACGGCUGACGCCUACGAAGAUGGCUUCCUUCGUACCGGUGACAUGGGCUACUACUCGGCCGACGGCCGCAUCUUCGUGUGCAGCCGCUACAAGGAGCUGAUCAAGUGCAUGGACCAGCAGGUGCCGCCGGCCGAGAUCGAAGAGCUACUGGCCGCCGAUUCUCAAGUGCAGCACGUGGUUGUGGCAGGAGUACCGCAUGCGCAGUACGGAGAAGCCGCCAGGGCAUUCGUUGUUCCGCGGCGCCGCCCGGAGGGACCCGUCGAAGAGCAGCGGGAGGCGGACAGGCUCAAGCAACUUGUCGCGGGGAAGCUGUCCCACCACAAGCACCUCCAUGGGGGUGUAGAGUUCCUGGAGAGCAUCCCUCAUACCGGGAGCGGUAAAGACCGGCGAAAAGACCUAAAGAAUUCUUACUUGCGUAAAUUUGGCCAAGCAGUGAAGAACGAGCUUAAAUGAAAAAUCCCGCUAUCACUCGUAUACGGCGUGUACUGCAUACACGGCAGUGAAGAAGCCUUAGCAGUACAGAAGCGCACCCCCUCCCCUCCCAACAAUAUGCCCAAGUAAAUACAACGAGCAUCAUUAAAAAGUGGGACUACAAUAUUAAAAAAAAAACAUGAUUGGCCUGUCUUAAGUGUGUUCAAGGUAUCUAAGGAAGCCCCGUUUGUUAUUUCUGUAAGGAUACUUGUCCAUAAUAGUUGUUGAUGUAAAGCACAUACUCGGUUUGUUGUUUGUUUAUUAACUGUAGAUACACGGGAAGGUAAGCAACAUUGGAGAGCCGGCAAUCUCAAGACACCGUUAGGAACUGAGGCUAGCCCUUUCCCUAUCUCACGCGCACUCAUGUUCUCCAAACGCACAAGCAUACUAAGCCUACAAAAAAUAUCUGAACUUAAGGAAAAAAUGCAGUUAAAUUGAUGCUAAGCAUCCGCGGUGAGUAGAAAAAGUUUAUGCGAACUGUGCGUUAAGAACACUUUUACUCUCGCCCACGAAGGCCAUUUUUCAAGUACUCCUAAAGUGAAGGCUCUAUGUAAGCAGAAAUCACGAGAAUCUGCAAUCAAAUCACAUCAGUCAGCUUGCUCUGCACAAUAACACCCCAUACGCUGUCAAACCAUGACUAUCAUCCCAGAUAAUGGCACUAUCCGAAUUCUCUACCUUAUGGACAAGUAACACUACUGUGACGCGAUGG
Molecule: messenger RNA, 2641 nt
Organism: Dermacentor albipictus
Lineage: Eukaryota; Metazoa; Arthropoda; Arachnida; Ixodida; Ixodidae
Molecular function (GO): CoA-ligase activity
Source: RefSeq, a predicted model, not a curated record